CGACGGCGCCGUUGGGGAGGGGCCAGUGGGGGAGGGAGAGGCGCAGUGACAGGUACCGCGGAGGGUGCUGCUGAGGCGACGAUGGCAGAGGGGCCCGAGGAAGCCCGAGGCCGCCCUCCGGGGCAGGACGAAGGCGGAGGAGACCACGAGCUGGUCGCCGCCGCGAGUGGCGCCUCCGCCGCCGCUGCUGCAACCGCCGCCCCCCGCCCCCGGGACGGGCCGCAGGCCGAGCCUCAGGCCCCGGGCCGGCCCCCAACCCCCGACCCCGCGCCCGCCGCCGCCGAGGAGCCGGAGCCGUCGCGGGAGCCCCGGAAGCGCAGGGAGGCGGUCGCCGGGCCGCCGGAGUCGGCGGGCUGCGAGGCGCCCGAGGCCGCGGCGCCCCGGGAGAGGUCGGCGAGGCUGAGCGCCCGCGAGUACUCGCGGCAGGUGCACGAGUGGCUGUGGCAGUCGUACUGCGGCUACCUGACCUGGCACAGCGGCCUGGCCGCCUUCCCCGCCUACUGCAGCCCGCAGCCGCCGCCCAGCUAUCCCGCGGCCGGCGCCGCCCCCCAGGCCGCCGCGCCGCAGCUCGGCUACUACAGCCCCUUCUACUUUCUGGGCGCCGGGGCCGCCGGGCCCGAUGCGGCGGCGGCGGCAGCGGCGGCGGCGGCGGGCAUCGCCACCCCGGCUCCGGUUGCGGGCCUGGGGCCGCGGGCUGCUCCAGGGCCCGGGGUGGUGCGGGCGACGCCAGUGACGAGAGCAGGACCCGCGGUGGCUGCGCGGACGGCGAGCGAGGCCGCGCGGCAGGCCGGCAGAGAGUAUGUUAUUCCAUCCUUGGCCCACAGAUUUAUGGCAGAGAUGGUGGAUUUCUUUAUUCUCUUCUUUAUAAAAGCAACCAUUGUCUUAACCAUUAUGCACCUCAGUGGAAUAAAGGAUAUCUCUAAGUUUGCAAUGCAUUAUAUAAUAGAAGAAAUAGAUGAAGACACAUCAAUGGAAGAUUUGCAGAAAAUGAUGGUCGUGGCACUUAUAUAUAGAUUAUUAGUUUGUUUCUAUGAGAUAAUUUGCAUUUGGGGAGCAGGUGGAGCUACCCCAGGGAAGUUCCUGCUAGGGCUUCGAGUUGUGACAUGUGAUACGUCAGUGCUAAUUGCACCAAGUCGAGUUUUAGUGAUUCCUUCCUCAAAUGUUAGCAUUACAACGUCCACCAUACGAGCUCUGAUCAAGAAUUUUUCUAUUGCUUCUUUUUUCCCUGCAUUCAUCACACUGCUGUUUUUUCAGCAUAAUCGAACAGCCUAUGACAUUGUAGCAGGAACCAUUGUGGUAAAAAGAAAUGGGGUCAGAUGAUGUCCCAAAAAGCCCUGAAUUCCACUCUUUGGAAUAAUGACAAGACUAAAUUAUGUGUCAAGGCCAUGAGUAUCCCUGGGUAAAAUUGGUGUAGAAAUUAAAGCAGUCACUUCAGUGUGAUGCAAGUGACUGUUCUGAAAGUGUUGAUUUUACUUGAAUGCCAAAGAACUUUUCCAGAAGAAAAACCUAUUAAAUUCAAGUGUUAAAAAAUUGUAGAUCAAAAAGGAGGCAAAUUGUUUCAUAAUCAACAGUGGACAGUAUAUACUUUCUUAAGAUCUAAGGCAUUAGGAUUUGUUGAAAGCAUUUUCAGCUUUGAAAUCUCCAAAUGAAACUUUAAAAUUUUAUUUUGGUUUAUCCCAAAAUGAUGGAAGAUGUCCAGUUGUGUUUUGUAAACACCUACAGUUUAUCUUUAGUUAACACUUCUUGGGGAAAUGGUUCUGUUUUUGUGUGGGGAGGGAGUAAGAGCACAAACUGGCCAUUUCACUCACCUCCCAUGCCAGCAGGCGUUGAGUCAGCGGCAAGCUUCCUGGAAGGGGCAAGCGAGGCAGGCCUAGCAGCUCCUUGCCUCGAGUUUCGCCUGUGCUGCAGUUCUCUGCAUUGAAGGUGUAACUUUGCCACUAUUCUUAAUGCUUAAACAUGUAUUUGGGGGCAAGUUUUUCAUAAUGAUGAAAAAGUAUUAAGUCUUAUAUUAUCACUGAUUUUCUUUUUAUGAGAAAAGGUAAGUUAAGUUAGUGAUUGCUUAUAAUGGCAGGGGGUGUAAAUUUCCACUGUAAAUUUAAAACAUACAGUUCAUGUGCAAGUAUUUUCAGUGCCCUAAAAAUCAAACUAUGACUAAGUGGGGAAAACGUAACUUCCAUCAAAAUGUUGCAUAUUUACUAUAAAACAAUAUACCCAGUGGGUGUGCAGCAUGAACAAAGUGUUAAUGCUUUUCAGUGUUGUGAAUGUGAGUGUAACUUAUAUUUAUACACAGCAUACUCACAUAGUAGUUCCUUUCCUCUUAUAUGUUCCAUGACUGCCGAAACAUCCACUUAAAUACAUCAUCUUAGUAUCUCAUGAAUAAUUCUAAAUGCUAGUAGCCUGUGAAAUGCUAGCAACUUUCCUAUUGUGAACUGUUCUCACUGAACCAAGGAAGACCAUCAUCUCCAGACAUAUUUACAGCUGCUUUAAGCUCAUUUUGGGCCUGCUAGGGAUGGAGUUGUGGGGGAAAUGUUAAGCAAAGUAAUACUUGCAAAGUCAUGGGGUUUUGUUCAUGUAUGUGUGUGCUUUUAUUGUAUGUCCCAGUUAGCUGUGUUGAGAUAAACCUGAACUAUUUAUAGUUUGUUUCUCAUUUUAUCCAACUCUGACACUAUUUUCCAAAAAACACUAAACUCUGUACUGCAGUUUAAAAUUACGCCUGUUUAAGGGAUCAGUCUAGGCUUUGUUCUUGGUCUUAAAUUUAUAGUAAACUCAAGACAUGUCUGUUAUCACUGUACCAGUUUUUAAAGUGGAUUUUUCUUUGCUACUUAAAACUGUGAAAAUAACAUUUGUAUACAAACUUUAGCAAUGUCCUUAUUAAUCCGAGUUUAUUGUAAAACUUCACAAUUCUUGUUUUUCAAAAUAAUUUUAUAUUAAACUUUACAGAAAGAGUAUUAGUUAAGUGUGUCCAAGUACUAACUAGAUGGUUCACUUGUAGCCUCUGCAAAGAUUGUUUUAUGGCUCUUCACUAGAAAAAGAAAAAAAAAAAACUUUUAAUUGUAUUAAAAAUUGGGAAGUGUUAUACAAACUUACCAGGAUAAACGCUACUUUUGUCACUGGGGAAUUCGAGUCAAAAUGCCUUCAAUCACAUAACUGUGGAAUAUAUCUUUGACAUAAUUUCUACUCAAAUAAUAGUUGUCAUCAAGGCUUUUUAUUUAUACAAAAAACCCAAGUAGUCCAGUUUGAUUAGCUAUGGUGAGAUAACUACAAUUUGCUGUACAUGAAUCAGUAGUGUCUAGAUCCAACUAUGGACUCAAGCUGUACUACAUAUUCCCAUAAGAUACAUAUGAGUAUUACUUUGCCUUUACAACAAAACCCAAGUCUGUUUCUAUUUAGGAAUUCAGUGGUUAGAGAAAGCACUUUUGAUUACCAGAGUCGAAAAAUGUGACAAAACAAUGGGGAAAAGGGAAUGUGACCCAGUGUCCCUUUUCUUGUGGGGUUACAGGGGGAUCUCCUUUUCAAGAUACUUUUAUAUUUGGUAUAUUUCACUUUAUUUUACUGGUUUUCCUGUGUCAAAAUGUAAUUCUCAAGUUGAAGCUCUAGCCUCAAAAGGCGAAAGAAAAAAAAAGGGUUCUUAGUACAAACAUUAUUCAUCACUUUAAAAGAAUCCUGCAGGGCUGGGGAUAUGACUCAGCUGGUAGAGUGCUUGCCUUGCAUGCACAAGGCUCUGGGUUUAAUCCCCAGUGCCACCCAAAAAAUAAAAUCCUGGAGUGGCUAUCCCACUGGCAGGCUGAUCAGUUGGAGCAGAAGCUGGGCCCUGGGUACUCACGUGCCGAGUCAAGGCCUUGACUUAGACCACUCUGUCCUCAGAAAUAAAGCCCACACGUCUGGAUGAUAAGCCUUCACUUGCCAGUAUUAUGAAAAAGUAUGGCCCAACUCCUAGCACUGGCUCAGUAGUUCUACCUAAAUGUUCACCUUCCACUUUCUCAAGUGUUUAGGAUUGGGGGGCCACCUGUUAGGGCCACCUGUCUAAUGUUUUAAUAUCUUAAAUGAUAGCAAAGUUUAAUUCAUACAUUAAAAGAAUUUGUUCCCUUUAGUGAAUUGAGUGUUUUGCUUAUGCAUAAACUUAUUUCCAUCAGUGGGAAGGCAGAAAGGGGUGAAAAUUUAUACUUGGUAUAUAAGGGACUUUUUGAGGGGGAUGAGUAUUGGAUGUUUUCAUUCUACAUUUAACCCUAUUAAAACAGGCUAUUGUUUCUUUGAAUAUACCUAGAUAACAGUAUUCCUAAAAUAUGACAAGUACCAUAUUUAAAUUCUUGCCAUUUCCCAUCCCUAGUACCAAAGUCGUUACAAUGUGUGCUUGCAUGAGUGAAGUUCCUCAUUUCAAAUAGUAUGUGCAUAUUAUAGUAAGGCUUGACCUGCAAACAGUUUAUGAUGUCUCACCAAUAAACGAAACCCAUCAUUCUAUUUUUAAUAAUUUAUAUGCCACCAGUUUGUAUUUUUCUCAAUAAAUACUUAUGUCACCAAUG
Sciurus carolinensis (gray squirrel) is the source of this 4520-nucleotide messenger RNA. It is a transcript of the gene Fam8a1, whose product is annotated as family with sequence similarity 8 member A1. NCBI's taxonomy places the organism in Eukaryota, Metazoa, Chordata, Mammalia, Rodentia, Sciuridae. The record is from RefSeq and is a predicted model, not a curated record. Bases 82 to 1320 code for a protein of 412 amino acids. The transcript has 5 exons.